Suillus clintonianus is the source of this 1595-nucleotide messenger RNA. Its product is annotated as DUF647-domain-containing protein. The transcript is spliced from 5 exons. Bases 186 to 1403 code for a protein of 405 amino acids. The record is from RefSeq and is a predicted model, not a curated record. NCBI's taxonomy places the organism in Eukaryota, Fungi, Basidiomycota, Agaricomycetes, Boletales, Suillaceae.
AAGCGCCUUCCCGAAACCGCGUCAAUGAAAAACCCUUUCAAGCCCUGGGUCGUACGGUCUCAGCAAUAUUCCUCCCAGCUGGAUAUCCAAACACAGUCACUCCUGAUUAUCUGCAGUCAGUAGCUCCUACCGCUACGUGAGCAUCAUGGUCUCAAACUUGACCGUACCUUCGCCCCAGCUAUCAAAUGUACAAUGACGUGCAGGAAUUUUGCAGUUCUUUAUCAGGUUUACUAGCUUCCCGAGGCGCGCUCGAAGGUUUUGGAGUCGGCAACGCAUCAGCAUCAGCAACCCAAGCGCUCCUUCUGACAGUACUAAAAGACGUAUGUUCCCGUUUCACAACCAUAAUAGGCGCCUAUUACUUCGGUACCUCCCUAUACCCCGAAACGAAAACAUUCCGCUUUCUCGCAGACGUCAUCAACGACACCUCCAUCGUCCUAGACACCAUAUCCCCAUAUUUCACCACCAUAUCCAUCUCCAAAACAUCUCCAUAUCUCCCAUCAGGCUCGACUCUCCAAAUCGUAGCGCUGUGUAUGAGCGGGGCCAUGAGAUCUCUCUGCGGACUCGUCGCAGGCGGUUCAAAAGCAGCGCUCACAGACCACUUUGCUUCACCCGUGAACAACAAAGGCGACGUCGGCGAACUGAACGCUAAAAGCGCGAGCAGAUCGACUGUAGUCGCAUUGACAGGCGUCUUGCUCGGAACGCUCCUCGUUCCUUAUAUCACAACCCGCACAUCAACCUACACCGCCCUUUUCGUCCUUGUCUUUGGCCAUCUUUUAGCUAAUUAUCUUGCAGUGCGUAGCGUCGUCCUUCGUUCGCUUAAUAGGCAACGAUCUAGCAUCCUCUGGAGUACAUUUCGUAACUCGAAAGCAGACGGCCGUCCAGUCGUCCUAAUCCCAAGAGACGUAUCCAACCGAGAGAUAAUUCUAGACUUUCCCAACAGCAUCCGCGAUGCAGUCACCAACAAAGUCAUCGGACACUGCUCAUUGGGCGUAUCUGUGCAGUAUGCGAUGACACGCUGUAGCACGUCGCAUGUUCUCAAGAUGCUCCAGCAUUUCCAGGAAGAACCGUAUGUGAUCUUCGUGGCGGAGCCUAGAACGUGGGGGCGACGCGGACCAAGUAUCUUGGUAUGUUUCAAGGAGGGAUACGGAUCGCUGGAUCAAUUGCGCGCUUGGCUGCAUGCGCUGGAGAUAGCUGCGAUAUGGAGCGCCCGGGCUAUGCGUGCCGGUGCCAGUGCUAGUGAAGUUGAGGAUAUGGUGCUCUCGACGCGUGAGACGCUCAGGAAGGAGUUUUCUCGUUUCUUGGGGUGCUUGAAGGAAACGGGAUGGAAUGUUGAAGAAGGCGCGAUGAUGAUGGGGUCUCCGGGUAGUGUGAUCAUGUCGUCUGAGACGAAGAAGAACGCAUGACUUCACAAAGCUAGGUAACUACACCAAUCCUACAUACGACAAGAAAGUUGCAUAUAAUAUGGCUGCGAGUUUCUUCAUUAUAUCCCAGUUGUCCCUCCACAAACAACCGAGACGUGAUCUUGAUUAUUUUGACUGAUCGCAAUGCGAAUGAACACCAUGUAGAAUGCAAUAGAGAUGAUUGGGACGACCUAA